AUGCGUGGUUCGAUCAGUAGCUCCAUCCAAUCUGGCAAAUCCCUUCACGAGGCCUUCCUGCAGAAAGGUACCGAUCCCUCCGAAGUUGCCAACCUCAUCAAAUCGACUCUCGGACAUGAAUACAUCUCCCCAUGGUCAGAUGAAGACGAUGGGCUGGUUUCUGCACAAUCCAAGGCCACACAAGAUCAGGUUAAGAAGAUGAAGGACCACAAAGACAUUUGCAACGCAACAGGAUUACUUCUCAGUACCAUUCUUGGGGAUCGUCUCGAAGAGCCCACUAUGAGCAAUGGCAGAAUCCGCGAGUGGGGAGCAGAAAUGACCGAUGAGCAGGUAGCCAAGGUCGAGAACCUGGACGGCGUCGAGGCUGUGAGGAGGGUAUACAGGGGGAAACGAGGCCGUUUCAUGCCACGGAUCUUGAAGCCUUCAGAAGCCUCAAACCUACGAGGUCUGAAGAAGAGAGACAUCGCCUAUGAAAGGCAGGAGGCCACCGCUACUGAACUGGUCGCCAUCAGCCAGCCCAGUACAGUUCCAGAUUUGACUCAACUCAAGAACUAUGUAUAUGAAAGCCAUGGAGGGUCAGGAAGCUUUGUAUACCACAUUGAGACAGGGGUAGCCUACAAGGCACAAAACAAGGAAUUCCCAAACGUUGCGUCACAGCAUCUCCUGACUGAUAAGGCAAUCAAAAAAGGCGACGAACCCUGGGUAGACGACGAUGACAAGUUGCCUUCACAUGGUACUUGCAACGCUGGCAAAGCACUCGGAAUCCAGUUCGGCGCUUCUAAGAAAGCUACCCUUGUCGUCGUCAGGCUCCAUGCAAUCACUCAUCUAGAGGUUCAGGCUGCGUUUGAACUAAUUAUCAAGGACAUCGAUGAACAUCCCGAGCGACGCAAAAAAGGCGUCAUCUCUAUGGCUUUGUCAUUCAAACCUGUCUGGGACCAGGAAACAGUAGACGCCUUUCGGCAGCUUCUCACAGACCUGUUCGCGAAGGAUAUCCCUCUCAUAAGCAUCGCAGGAAAUGAUGAUGACGAUAGCGACGACGAUAGCGACGACGAUGACGAUGGUCGCAGUGAUGAUGGUGGUGGUAGUGAUACGGAAAUGUUGGAUAGCCCGGAUGUGGACGAAUAUCCCGGUCUGAUGGAAGGCCCCGAUCUUCCACUGAUCGUUGUGGGCUCCGUUGAUUCCACAGGUCAGAGGUCCGACUGGUCCAAAGGCGGCCCACACGUGACCCUUCAUGCUGUGGGUCAAGAUAUCCUUUGUCUACCAACAGAGGGCAAUGUUCCAGUGAUGGAGAAUGGCACAUCAUAUGCCGGACCUUUGGUCGCCGGCGAGGUUGCCAAUCUCCUUGCAUAUGAUACUGUCCCGUUUGAUACGAGUAAUGGCAAUCUCGAGCGGGUCGAUGGCAUCCGCGUUCUUUGGAAUGGUGUCACUCAGGAGAACAAUCCCAAGGAGGCUUUUGAGUGCAAUGGAGUGGGUAAAAACACUUACGUUGAGGGCGACGCCGUCACGGGUCUUAUCAAAGAUACAUUUUGUUCUGAUUUGGGGACGCGACAAGGCUUGCGCGGGCUGCGAAACUCUGAUUAUGGCGAGUCGCUCAAGGCAGAGCUCAAGGGCUGUGCACUACUUCCCGACGCUUGGAAUUUUGUCUAUGGCCUUGGAGAUGAUGGUCGCGAGUGGACUGCGAGAUUUCGCACUGGUGUCUUUCAGAAGAAAUGUGUGGGCGACGCUGUUGGUAUGGCCUCGGGCUUUGGCGAGUUUGGAUGUGAAGGAUCUGGCGGGGACUAG
Molecule: messenger RNA, 1782 nt
Organism: Fusarium coffeatum
Lineage: Eukaryota; Fungi; Ascomycota; Sordariomycetes; Hypocreales; Nectriaceae
Exons: 7
Coding region: 1-1782 (593 amino acids)
Biological process (GO): proteolysis
Molecular function (GO): serine-type endopeptidase activity
Source: RefSeq, a predicted model, not a curated record